This is a messenger RNA of Penicillium nucicola, 504 nucleotides long. RefSeq names its product copper transporter family protein. Lineage: Eukaryota; Fungi; Ascomycota; Eurotiomycetes; Eurotiales; Aspergillaceae. Gene Ontology annotation, molecular function: copper ion transmembrane transporter activity. Bases 1 to 504 code for a protein of 167 amino acids. The record is from RefSeq and is a predicted model, not a curated record. Gene Ontology annotation, cellular component: membrane. Gene Ontology annotation, biological process: copper ion transmembrane transport. The transcript has a single exon.
AUGGACAUGUCGGACAUGUCCACCAUGUCCACGGCGACAACCACGGCAAUGUCAAUGGGCACAACGACAGCCAUGUCCAUGUCAACGUCAACCUCAACCUCAUCUUCCAUGAGCGACAUGUCAGAUAUGUCCAUGUCAAUGGCUGACAUGGCAAUGACCUUCUUUGUCUCUUUCAAAACACCUCUCUUCUCCACAGAUUGGACACCGGGCAGCAAGGGCCAAUAUGCCGGAACGUGCAUAUUUAUCAUUGCGCUGGCCGUGAUCAUGCGCGUCCUGCUGGCCUUCAAGCCGAUUUUCGAAGGUCGUUUGUGGACCGAUAGCAAUCAUCAACAUGCGCUCCAUGGUCAUUCGCAUGUUGAAGCUGGGAAGUCACCUCGGACACCCUCUGGCGUGCGGAUGAGUAUGCAGGAAAUUGGGAGUCGGUGGGCAUCGUGGCGUGUGAAUCCUGCUGCGGCUCGGGCGACGUAUGAGGUUGUUCUUGCUGGUGUGGCGUAUCUUCUGUGA